This is a messenger RNA of Aspergillus versicolor CBS 583.65, 328 nucleotides long. RefSeq lists its product as uncharacterized. The record is from RefSeq and is a predicted model, not a curated record. Lineage: Eukaryota; Fungi; Ascomycota; Eurotiomycetes; Eurotiales; Aspergillaceae. Bases 92 to 289 code for a protein of 65 amino acids. The transcript has a single exon.
CAUUGCCCGACUUUCAGAUAAAUGAAUAUAUUGUCCUCUCUUACGACUCAUAUGCUGCCGAGGUAGCAUCGUCUGUAGUAGUGAGAAGCGCAUGGACUGUAGCACGGUCCCACGUCUAUAUUACCAAGCAUCCAAGCAUGCUAUAUUCCACGAAUCAGUUCAAACGCCCUCCCUCUCAAACUGUGCCGAUCCGGCCAGUCCCGGAUCAUCAGAGGGAUGCUUCACUAGCUGGUAUAAAGAGUUCAGUUCUUGCAUGAUGCGCCGUAACCCCGCAAAACACCGUAGCUAAAAUAGACUCCGUAUACCGUCCGUACUCUUUUAGGAUAAA